This is a messenger RNA of Perognathus longimembris pacificus (Pacific pocket mouse), 1686 nucleotides long. It is a transcript of the gene Hmga1, whose product is annotated as high mobility group AT-hook 1. The coding region runs from base 279 to 602 and encodes 107 amino acids. Gene Ontology annotation, cellular component: nucleus; chromatin. Gene Ontology annotation, molecular function: transcription coregulator activity; DNA binding. Gene Ontology annotation, biological process: regulation of DNA-templated transcription. The record is from RefSeq and is a predicted model, not a curated record. The transcript is spliced from 6 exons. NCBI's taxonomy places the organism in Eukaryota, Metazoa, Chordata, Mammalia, Rodentia, Heteromyidae.
GGGCCCGUCCCCCCUGCCCCUGGGUCGCUCUUUUUAAGCUCCCCUGAGCCGGGGCUGCGCUCCUCUAAUUGGGACUCCGGGCCGGGGCUAUUUCUGGCGCUGGCGCGACUCCAAGAAGGCAUCCGCAUUUGCUACCAGCGGCGGCGGCGGAGCCAGGCCGGUCCUCAGCGCCCAGCACCGUCGCUCCCGGCAGCCCCGAGCGCGCACCGCAGGCCGGCGGCCGAGCUCGCGCACUUACUGUCUCCCAGCAUCCCUGCUGACCUCCAUAGUGAAGGAAGAUGAGUGAGUCGAGCUCCAAGUCCAGCCAGCCCUUGGCCUCCAAGCAGGAAAAGGACGGUACUGAGAAGCGAGGCCGCGGCAGGCCACGCAAGCAGCCUCCGGUGAGUCCAGGGACAGCGCUGGUAGGGAGUCAGAAGGAACCCAGUGAAGUGCCAACACCUAAGAGACCUCGGGGCAGACCAAAGGGGAGCAAAAACAAGGGUGCUGCCAAGACCCGGAAAACCACCACAGCUCCAGGGAGGAAACCAAGGGGCAGACCCAAAAAACUGGAGAAGGAGGAAGAAGAGGGCAUCUCGCAGGAGUCCUCGGAGGAGGAGCAGUGACCGCGCAGUGCCGACUGCUCCCUGGCCGGGAGCAGCUUCCCUCUGGGACUGGACAGCUUCGUUCAGCUUCCACAGCCCCUCCCCCGGCCCCCCUCAACUGCCUCCUGUCCCUCUGCGCCCUUCCCACCGCACACUACAGCACCCCAGUGCUGCAGGGCUCCCACGGGAGUGGGGAGCGCUCCCCGCCUCCCCCCAGCGCCCCUCCCACCUCCACACCUGCCUCCCAGACAAGGCUAACUUCCCACUUAGCCGCAGCCUGCACCUGCUGCGCCCCAGCUCCCUUGUGGAGAAAUUGGUCUCUGAGCUUUUGGUUUGGGGACUUCCUCUGCUCCUCCACUGUUGCCUCUGGCUUCCCUUAAAGGGGCCUGAGAGGGCUCCCCUGGCCUUAAGGGAACCCUUGCCCCAUCCAUUCUGACAUGCCCACUCUGACUGUACUGGCAUCCACAGGGGGUCCCCAACCCCCAGCCACUCACUCCCCUCCCUCACCUGUUCCCCGGCACUGGGUUGGGCAGCCCCCUGUGGGGAGCAGGUGAGAGGGCAGGAGGUGGGGCCCGCCCCUGUGGGCCCCCCAUGGGAUGGAGCAUCCCCACUUGUGCUCUAGGCUGUUCCCCUGUCUGUGGGGCCCUGCCUACCCUCUCCCUUGCCGGCCCAACCCCCAAGGUUCUGGUUCCAUCUUUUCCUCUGUUCACAAACUACCUCUGGACAGUUGUGUUGAUUUUUUUUUUUUUUGUUCAAUGUUUCAUUCUUAGACAUCAGUCAUUGCUGCUGCUACCAGCGCCAAACAUUCAUCAUAGCCUCCCAUUCAGCCCACAUUCCCCUCCCCCAAGACGCUUCAUGGGGAAGGGGGUCUGGGGCACAGUGGGCUGGGUUGCAGACCACCCCAGUCCCAGGGAAGGUGGGCCUCUGCCCCUAGGAUGCUGCAGCUGAGUUGGGGGGGGGUCCGUGUUGAUUGUGUGAAGGGUGUAGGGGGCCACUGUCUCCCCUUGUCCUGUUGGGGAGGGGUGGCCAUUAUUUGUCCCAGCCUGGGGCUCCCCCUUUGGUUUCCUAUUUGCAGUUACUUGAAUAAAAAUAUCCUUUUCUGGAA